This is a messenger RNA of Equus quagga, 4986 nucleotides long. It is a transcript of the gene PIGO, whose product is annotated as phosphatidylinositol glycan anchor biosynthesis class O. The transcript has 12 exons. NCBI's taxonomy places the organism in Eukaryota, Metazoa, Chordata, Mammalia, Perissodactyla, Equidae. The coding region runs from base 119 to 3403 and encodes 1094 amino acids. Gene Ontology annotation, molecular function: mannose-ethanolamine phosphotransferase activity. Gene Ontology annotation, cellular component: endoplasmic reticulum membrane. The record is from RefSeq and is a predicted model, not a curated record. Gene Ontology annotation, biological process: GPI anchor biosynthetic process.
GCAGGUGGCGUCCGCCCGCGGGCCGCUGUUUCGAGCGCGCCGCCGCCAGGCCGCUGGGCCGCCGCCGCACUUCCGGGCGCCGUUCAAGUGAUGAAUUCCCUCCCUCGCCACCACCAGGAUGCAGAAGAUCUCGGUGCUGCUCUUCCUGGCCUGGGUCAGCUUCCUCUUCUACGCAGGCAUUGCCCUCUUCACCGGUGGCUUCCUGCUCACCCGUUUGGAGCUCAGCAACCAUAGCAGCUGCCGAGAGCCCCCAGGCCCUGGGUCCCUGCCAUGGGGGAGCCGAGGGGAGCCUGGGGCCUGCUGGAUGGCUUCUCGCUUCUCUCGAGUUGUGUUGGUGCUCAUAGAUGCUCUGCGAUUUGACUUCGCCCAGCCCCAGCGCUCACACGUUCCUGGGGAGCCUCCUGUCUCCCUACCCUUCCUGGGCAAACUGGGAUCCUUGCAGAGGAUCCUGGAGAUUCAGCCCCACCAUGCCAGGCUCUACCAGUCAAAGGCUCACCCACCCACCACCACCAUGCAGCGCCUCAAGGCCCUCACCACAGGCUCACUGCCUACCUUUAUCGAUGCUGGCAGUAACUUUGCCAGCUAUGCCAUAGUGGAAGACAAUCUCAUUAAGCAGCUCACCAAUGCAGGAAGGCGUGUGGUCUUCAUGGGAGAUGAUACCUGGAAAGAUCUUUUUCCUGGAGCUUUCUCCCAAGCUUUCUUUUUCCCAUCCUUUAAUGUCAGAGACCUGCACACAGUGGACAAUGGCAUCCUGGAACACCUCUACCCAACCAUGGACAGUGGUGAAUGGGACGUGCUGAUCGCUCACUUCCUGGGUGUGGAUCACUGUGGCCACAAACAUGGCCCUUACCACCCUGAAAUGGCCAAGAAACUUAGUCAAAUGGACCAGGUGAUCCAGGAACUUGUGGAGCGUCUGGAGAAUGACACACUGCUGGUGGUGAUUGGAGACCAUGGGAUGACCAUGAGUGGGGACCAUGGAGGGGACAGUGAACUGGAGAUAUCGGCUGCACUUUUUCUGUACAGUCCCGCAGCCCUCUUCCCCAGCGCGCCACCAGAGGAGCCAGAGGUAAUUCCUCAAAUCAGCCUUGUGCCUACACUGGCCCUGCUGCUGGGCCUCCCCAUCCCAUUUGGGAACAUUGGGGAGGUGAUAGCUGAGCUGUUCUCAGAAGUCGAAGACUCCCAGCCUCACUUCUCUGCUUUGGCCCAAGCCUCAGCUCUCCAUCUCAAUGCCCAGCAGGUGUCCCGAUUUCUUUACACCUACUCAGCUGCUGCUCAGGACCUCCAAGUUAAAGAGCUUCAUCGGCUGCAGAACCUCUUCUCCAAGGCCUCUGCUGACUACCAGCGGCUUCUGCAAAGCCCGCAGAGGGCUGAGGCAGCACUGCAGACUGUGAUUCCUGAGCUGCAGCAGUUCCUGCGGGGAGUUCAGGCCAUGUGCCUUGAGUCUUGGGCUCGUUUCUCUCUGAUCCGCAUGGCAGUGGGUGCUGCUAUCUUGGCUGCUGCCUGCUUUCUCUGCCUGCUGGUAUCCCAGUGGGCGACAUCCCCAGGCUUCUGCUUCCAUCGUCUCCUCCUGAUCCCCAUGGCCUGGGGCCUGGCUGGGGCCAUAGUGUGUGCUGGACUCCUGGCAACUACUGAGCUGAAGCUGGAUCCAGUGAUUCUAGGGGCCAUGGCUGCAGUGGGCUCACUUCUGCCUUUUCUGUGGAAAGCCUGGGCUGACUGGGGGUCCAAGAGGCCGCUGGCAGCCCUGCUUCCCAUCCCUGGGCCUGUCCUGUUACUCUUGCUCAUUCGCUUUGCUGCUUUCUUCUCUGAUAGUUUUGUUGUUGCUGAGGCCAGGGCCACCCCCUUCCUUUUGGGCUCACUCAUCUUGCUCCUGGUUGUCCAGCUUCACUGGGAGGGCAGGCUGCUGCCACCUAAGCUACUCACAAUACCUCGCCUUGGCUUUUCAGCCCCCACAGGCCCCCCACGGCACAAUGGUGUGCAGGCCCUGGGGCUCGGAGUUGGGUUACUUUUAUGUAUAAGGCUAGCUGGGCUUUUUCAUCGCUGCCCUGAAGAGACACCUGCUUGCCGCUCCUCUCCCUGGCUGAGUCCUCUGGCCUCCAUGGUGGGUGGUCGAGCCAAGAAUUUGUGGUAUGGAGCUUGCGUGGGGGCGCUGGUGGCUCUGUUAGCUGCUGUGCGCCUAUGGCUUCGUCGCUAUGGUGAUCUCAAGAGCCCUGAGCCCCCUGUACUCUUUGUGCGCUGGGGGCUGCCCGUAAUGGUACUGGGCACUGCUGCCUACUGGGCAUUGGCAUCUGGGGCAGAUGAAGCACCCCCACGUCUCCGGGCCCUGGUCGCUGGGGCAUCAGUAGUGCUGCCUAGGGCUGUGGCAGGGUUGGCGGCUUCAGGGCUCAUGCUGCUGCUCUGGAGGCCUGUGACGGUGCUGGUGAAGGCUGCAACGGGUGCUCCAAAGAGCAGGACUGUCCUCGCUCCCUUCUCAGGCCCCCCUACUUCUCAGGCUGACCUGGAUUAUGUGGUUCCUCAAAUCUACCGACAUAUGCAGGAGGAAUUCCGGGGCCGGCUAGAGAGGGCCAAACCUCAGAGGCCCCUGACUGUGGCUGCCCGUCAGUUGGGGAGUGUCUACUCAGCUGCUGUGGUCACAGCCCUCACCCUCUUGGCCUUCCCACUUCUGCUGUUGCAUGCAGAGCGCAUUAGCCUUGUUUUCCUGCUUCUGUUUCUUCAGAGCUUCCUUCUCCUGCAUCUGCUUGCUGCUGGGAUACCCAUCACCACCCCUGGUCCUUUUACUGUGCCAUGGCAGGCAGUCUCUGCUUGGGCCCUCAUGGCCACACAGACCUUCUACUCCACGGGCCACCAGCCUGUCUUUCCAGCUAUCCAUUGGCAUGCAGCCUUUGUUGGAUUCCCAGAAGGUCAUGGCUCCUCUACCUGGCUGCCUGCUUUACUGGUGGGAGCCAACACCUUUGCCUCCCAUCUCCUCUUCGCAGUAGGUUGCCCAUUGCUCCUGCUCUGGCCCUUCCUUUGUGAGAGUCAAGGGCCCCAGAAGAGGCGGCAGCCCCCAGGGAAUGAAGCUGAGGAGGAGGAGGAGCCGCUGAUGGAGAUGAGGCUCCGUGAUGUACCUCACCACUUCAAUGCAGCGCUGCUGCAGCUGGGCCUCAAGUACCUCUUUGUCCUUGGUAUUCAGAUUCUGGCCUGUGCUUUGGCAGCCUCCGUCCUCCGCAGGCAUCUCAUGGUCUGGAAGGUAUUUGCCCCCAAGUUCAUUUUUGAGGCCGUGGGCUUCAUUGUGAGCAGCGUGGGACUUUUCCUGGGCAUAGCUUUGGUGAUGCGAGUGGAUGGUGCUGUGAACUCCUGGUUCAGGCAGCUAGUUCUGGCCCAGCAGAGCUUGCUACUCCUGUGUCAUGUUGAAGUACUGGCAUGAAAUCUUUGUGGAAAUGUCCAUCAAAAGAGUGGAGAAGAGGCUCUGAGGAGAAGGAUCAGGACUGGGGUUUGAGGUUUGAGAGCCCAGGACAGGAGGAGAUGAGACCACUGAGAGAGAGAAGAACAGGUGUUAAAUUGUGAGUCAGCACUGACUUCUGCUUGACAGGAAGAAGAAGAGAAGCUGAGUAGCAGUGAUGCUGAGGUAAAGGUGUUCACUGCUGUGGGGCCUAAAGGAGGAGUCCUAAUUAUCAAUGGCCAACAGUCCCCAGUGCUACAGAGGUCAAAUAAAUGAUGAAAAGUGUAUAUACUGUUUCCGACAACUAGAGGAUAGGACACUGGUAACUCUGGCAGGAAUGGGUUUAAUAAUGCAAGGGGAGAGGUUAGGCCCCAGCUAGACUGUAAAAUUAAUUAGGAAAAAAAUCUCCUUCCCCCCUCCUCAGUCUGGUGGACACAGAUCCCAAGCAUCAUUUAGUGAAUAGACAGUGCCUUUGUGAGAAGAAAUAAAGACCCUUUCUCCAUCCCUAGCACCCAUGGGAAAGAUUUCAGACCCCAUUCCCUUACCCUAUCCUUGUUUAGUUCCCCCCGCACUUUUUUUCAGGGAGCCCCGUUCCCCUCAGCCUCAGGAUAAGCAGCUGAUCUGCCAACCACUGUUUCCUUUUCUCCUGAUCUACCUACAAGAUCUUUUUAGGGAAAGAUACAUUACACUAUUAAAAAUUCUUAUCCCUGCCUUUUACUUGACGUCAGAGCCCAUUCCACACUAACUUAUUGUUUCUUUUUAAAGAGCUUUUUUGAGGUACAAUUUACCAUAAAAUUCACCCAUUUAAGGUGUAGAAUUAAAUGAUUUUUAGUCUAUUCACGGUUGUAAACCACCACCACAAUCAAUCUUAGAACAUUUUCAUCAACCCAAAAAGAAACUCGAUACUCUUCCCUCUCACCCUCCAACCCUCCCCACCUCCACCGCUAGCCCUAGGCAACCGCUAAGCUACUUUCUGACUAUAUUUGCAUAUUCUGGACAUUUCAUAGAAAUGGAAUCAUACAAUAUGUGGCCUUUUCUAUUUGGCUUCUUUCAUUGGCCUAAUGUUUUCAAUCUUCAUCCAUGUUGCACCAUGUAUCAGUACUUCAUUUCUUUUUAUAGCCAAAUAAUAUUCCAUUUCAUGGAUAUAUCAUAUUUUGUUUAUCCAUUCAUCCACUGGUGGACAUUUGGGUUGUUUUUACCUUUUUGUUAUUAUGAAUAAUGCUGCUAUGAACAUCCAUAUACAAGUUUUACUUGGACAUAUGUUUUCAUUUCUCUUGGGUUUAUACCAAGUGGUAAAUUGGGGGGAAUUGCUAGGUCAUAUGGUAAAUCUGUGUUUAACUUUUUGAGGAACGGUGUGUCUCUUUCCCAAAGCUGCUGUACCAUUUUACAUUCCCAUCAGCAGUGUAUGAGGGUGCCAAUUUCUGCACAUCCAUGCCAAUACUUACUAUUAUCUACCUUGGAUCCUCACCAUCUUAGUGGGUGUGAAGUAGUAUCUCAUGGUGGUUUGGGUUUGCAUGUCUUUUUUUUUAUUUUUAUUUUUUUUACUUUUUAUUUAUUUAUUUUUUGGG